AUGUCAUCGAGAUACUUCAGCUUAUGGUCAGUUCUAUUCGUCGUUGGACAAGCAACAGAUACUUCGUUCAAUCGACAUAGCUUUGAUGAAUGCACGACUUGGAAUUCAACUGGAAUUAAAUCUAUCAGUAGCGUAUCAUUAAGUCAACCUGUUGGUAUAUUUAUUAACCGGAAUAAUACAGUUUACGUAGCUGAUCAAAAUGGCCAAGUUCUCAUUUGGUGGAACAUUUCUAGUAAUCUAUUAACAACUAUAAAUAAUAAUUUGAAUUUCCCCACCUCAAUUUUUGUUACAAUUAAUGGUGAUAUUUACGUUGAUAACAGUUCACCGUCUGGCAACAGAGUUGAUAGAAGGAUAUUAGGUUCUAGCAGUUCCAUUCCUGUAAUGAUGAUUGAUUCCUUUUGCUCUGGCCUCUUUAUUGAUUUUAAUGACACUUUAUACUGUUCUAUAUAUGACUAUCACAAAGUGAUAAAAGGAUGGUUAGGUGAUAACACUACAUCUUCAACGCUUGCUGCUGGAACCGGCAGUGCAGGUUCUGAUUUAAAUCAGCUCAAUACUCCUCGUGGUAUUUUCGUUGAUACUAAUUUUGAUUUAUAUGUGGCUGACUCUCAAAAUAAUCGUAUCCUGAGGUUUCGCUCAGGACAACCAAAUGGAACCACGCUUGCAGGAAGCACUUCACUAAAUAUUACGAUUACACUCAACUCACCUGCUGAUGUUGUGGUUGACCUUGAUUAUUUCCUAUUCAUCGUUGAUGAUGAUAAUAAUCGAAUUAUUAGAUCAAGUCGAAAUGGUUUCCAUUGUAUCAUCGGGUGUAAUGGAGGUAGUCCAUCGUUCACCCAGCUGUCAGAUCCCAGUCGGAUGGCUUUCGAUAGCUAUGGCAACAUCUAUGUUACGGAUUAUGGCGCUCGUCGUGUCCUAAAAUUCUUAUUGUCGAAUGACCUAUGUAAUCAUUCCACAACUCAACCAACAUUUCUCACUUCGACAAUCGAGAAAAAAUCAACCUUUGAAAUUUCAACGGCACUAUCAACCCAAACAAGCACAUUUCCACACCAAGGUAUAUCUCCUACGAAUGUGUCACACUCAACAACACACGUCAGUUCAUCAAUGACUAUACCUUCAACUUCAACAUCAUCCUUUCCGGUAUCGACUUUUAUUCCACCUUCUUGUACGUCGAAUACAAUUGGCAUCACCUGCAACAUUUCGUCCACACCCUGUCAUAUCAUGCAACCUUGUCAGAACGAUGGCACCUGCUUCGAUAAUAAAACCAACAGCAACAGUUAUGACUGUUUGUGUCUGCAAGGUUUCAAUGGGUCAAUGUGUGAAAAUGAUCAUCGACCUUGUCAACCAAAUACUUGUUUUAACAGAGGUGAAUGUAAUGCAGCAUCGAAUGGAGGAUUCAAGUGUUCAUGUGAAUCAGGAUGGACGGGUGAUCAUUGUGGUUACAAAUGUGAGUGUUUGAGUGGAAGUUAUUCUGGUCGACAUUGUGAAAUCAUUUCUCGAACGUUGUACGCGCGAAUAGUGACAUCGAAAUCAGUAGGUUAUACGGGUUAUGUGAUAGUCGGUAGUGUGUGUUUGUUUGUGGUGGUGUUGGAUGUACUGAAACAUGUAUUUGGUGUUGAUGUGGCUCGGAAUGAAUUGGGAAAGAUCCGAAGACGAAGACGACCACGAAUCAAGACACGGAAGCGACCAGCGAGAAUCGAACGAUUUGCUUAUAUUGAUGAAUCGGUGUAA
Molecule: messenger RNA, 1728 nt
Organism: Adineta ricciae
Lineage: Eukaryota; Metazoa; Rotifera; Eurotatoria; Adinetida; Adinetidae
Source: the annotation of a GenBank genome assembly